Molecule: messenger RNA, 986 nt
Organism: Sinocyclocheilus rhinocerous
Lineage: Eukaryota; Metazoa; Chordata; Actinopteri; Cypriniformes; Cyprinidae
Product: protein FAM63A-like
Exons: 2
Coding region: 148-867 (239 amino acids)
Biological process (GO): protein K48-linked deubiquitination
Cellular component (GO): cytosol; cell periphery
Molecular function (GO): cysteine-type deubiquitinase activity; cysteine-type carboxypeptidase activity; K48-linked deubiquitinase activity
Source: RefSeq, a predicted model, not a curated record
UAAGUGUUGCACAGUAAUGCAUUCUGGUUUGUACAUGUAGAGUUUGUAAAUGCUGACAUGCUUUGUGUGCGUCCACAGAAAGCCUCCCUGUGACUCAGCUGUUCCCAGAAUUAGGCAAUUCAAAAACAACACGACUAGGCAGAGGUCAUGGCAGAUUCUUGCCCAGACACCGUUGAUGGUGAGAUUAUAGGUGUUUCCGAGGAACAGCAGCUAAAAACAACCAAAAAUGAGGACUUUGAUGCUGCUAGACCACACGACAAGGAAAUCAGCCAAAAAGAGGGUGACACCAAUACUGAGCAAUCCUCCGGGAGCAUUUCUCACCUCAUGAAAGAUGGCCUCACAACAUGCAAAGAACCUCCUACAACCACAGCGUCUCUUGAAGAUGAUGCUAAUGCAGCUCAGUCCGUGACCAGUAAAAGCCAAGACAAAACCGAUGAAUCUGAGAUCCUCAAUAGCCAAUCUUACACGCCCAGCCAAUCAGAGGUGACGCCCACUUUCUCCAUGGCCAGCCUGGAGUUCUCCGAGGAGACUAAUGGGAUUCCUCCUGAUGGAGCUUUGAUUUCGUCCAAAUCUGCUCAGGAUGGCAACCAAGUCCCCUCUCAGGGGAGCGGAGGGGCCUGUGCGGGGGCUGCGAGGGCAUCAGAGCCUAGCAUGCCGGCAUGUUAUUUUGUCAAGUGGAUUACCUGGAAAGAGAAGAAGACAGCCAUUAUCACACAGAGCGAGAACGGACCCUGCCCCCUGAUUGCCAUCAUGAACAUCCUGUUGUUGCGGUGGAAGGUAAGCCAUUUAGCAUUACCUGCUCGUCAUAGUCGAGCUGUUGAGUACAAAUACAUGGAGCAAAGCAAGUACAUUAUAUGUGCUGUUUGAUAAGGCAAGCAUCACUUAUACUAUUCGAACACUGUUUGUUUUACUGAUGUGAAAGUUACUUUGAAUUUUGCAAGUCAUCUGACAUGAUUUUCACCUGGUGAACAAUAACUGGACCAAAA